CGGGCAUUCUGGGAAUUGUAGUCUCCUUAGGAAAUAAGCUGCUUGAUCAGUGUGGCGUGGGUCUCGUAGCUUGCGAGAUGAAUGGGAAGCGGCCUGCUGAGCCCGGCCCCGGCCGGCCGGGGAAAAAAGGAAAGAAGGAGGUAAUGGCGAAGUUUUCGGAUGCUGUCACGGAGGAAAUCUUGAAAAAGCAGGUGGCUGAGGCCUGGAGCCGCAGGACGCCGUUCCACCACGAAGCCAUUGCCAUGGACAUGGACCCCUUUCUUCACUGCGUGAUCCCAAACUUCAUCCAAAGCCAAAACUUCUUAGAAGGACUUCAGAAGGAACUUUUGAACUUGGACUUCCAUGAAAAGUAUAACGAUUUAUAUAAGUUCCAGCAGUCUGAUGAUUUGAAGAAGAGAAGAGAGCCUCACAUCUGUGCUUUAAGGAAAAUUCUGUUUGAACAUUUCCGGGCUUGGCUUUCUGACAUUUCCAAGAUUGACCUGGAAUCAACCAUUGACAUGUCCUGUGCUAAAUAUGAAUUCUCAGAUGCCCUGCUCUGCCAUGACGACGAGCUGGAAGGGCGCCGGAUAGCCUUCAUUCUCUACCUGGUUCCUCCCUGGGACAGGAGCUUGGGGGGCACCCUGGACCUGUACAGUGUCGAUGAACACUUCCAGCCGAAGCAGAUUGUCAAGUCUCUUAUCCCUUUGUGGAACACACUGGUUUUCUUUGAAGUGUCUCCAGUAUCCUUUCACCAGGUAUCUGAAGUCCUGUCUGAAGAAAAGUCACGUUUGUCUAUCAGCGGCUGGUUUCAUGGUCCUUCAGUGUCCAGGCCUCCCAACUACUUUGAACCCCCCAUACCUCGGAGCCCUCACAUCCCGCAAGAUCAUGAAAUUUUGUAUGAUUGGAUCAACCCUACUUAUCUCAAUAUGGAGUACCAAGGACAAAUUCAGGAAGAAUUCGAAGAAACCUCUGAAAUUCUCCUAAAAGAGUUCCUUAAGCCUGAGAAAUUUGCAGAGGUGUGUGAGGCUUUGGAGAAAGGAGAUGUGGAAUGGAGCAGCCGAGGUCCUCCUAACAAAAGGUUUUACGAGAAAGCUGAGGAGAACGGGCUUCCUGACGUCCUGAAGGACUGCAUGGCUUUAUUUCGCUCCGAGGCAAUGUUCUUGCUGCUCUCCAACUUCACAGGCCUGAGACUUCACUUCUUGGCCCCCUCAGAAGAAGAUGAGGUUGAGGACAAAAAUGAGGGAGAAGCAGCCUCUGCUGCCGAUAACACUGAAGAAGGGACUAGCCACAGCUCCUCUGAGCCAGAGAAGUGUCAGGCAGCCGUCAGCAACAAGAGCCAACCGAGCAGUGAGCAGACAGACCCAGAGCCAGAGGAAGAUGAAGCAAAGAAAGAAUCAAGUAUUCCCACAUGCCAGGGGGAACUGAGACAUUGGAAGACUGGUCACUACACUUUAAUCCAUGACAACAGCAAGACUGAAUUUGCCCUGGACUUACUUUUCUACUGUGGCUGUGAAGGCUGGGAGCCAGAAUAUGGUGGCUUUACCUCCUACAUUGCCAAAGGUGAAGAUGAAGAGCUGCUAACAGUGAAUCCAGAAAACAAUUCUUUGGCAUUGGUCUACAGAGAUAGAGAGACUCUGAAAUUUGUCAAACAUAUUAACCACCGAAGCCUAGAACAAAAAAAAACCUUCCCACACAGAACAGGUUUCUGGGACUUUUCAUUUGUCUAUUACGAAUGACAAGGCUGGGCAAAGCUGCAAAAGAAGAGCCUUCCACAGUGCUGGGACAUCUGGAAGAGGCAGGCAUCGAGUGAAGGAGAGCCACGAGGUGACCUGGGAGGCAGCGUUCUUAGAACUGUGUGGUUGUCCUUUAGUAGGGCUCAAGAUGACUGUCCUCAGUGUAGACCUUGAGCUGGGAGCUAGGUACUUAUAGCUUGAUUUAAAAAACAAAAAGUGUUUGGCUUUUUCUUUUACAUUCAGUUCUGUUUUCCAUAUUAGCUUCUUCAGUGAUUAAAAAAAAUUCUGUGUGUGUGGUAAAAUAUAUGUGCCAUAAAAUGUACCGCUUUCACCAUUUUUAAGGGUACAGUACAGUGACAUUAAGUACAGUCACAUUGUUGUGCAGCCACCAUCCAUCUCCAGAACUUUUCCAUCUUCCCAAACUGAAACCCUGUCCCCAUUAAAUAGUAACUCCCUACUUUCCCUCCUCAAGCCUCUCACAAACACCAUUCUACUUUCUAUGAAUCUGACAACUCAUAUUCCUCAUCAGACAAAUAGCAGAAUAUUUGUCCUUUUGUGACUGGCUUAUUAUUUCAGCAUAAAAUCUUCGAGGUUCAUCCAUGUUCCUAGUGAUCUUCUUUAAAUAUAUACUCAUAAAUUUAUGAUUGUGGAUUCUUCCCUUCCUAAUCACACUGAUUUAGAAGAUUACAGAACUUCACAUCUUGUUCAUUCUGGGCCCAUUACACUUCCUCCCACUGCCUAUGGCUUUGUCCCACGGUGACGCUCCCUGGACUGAACAGACCUAGACAAUGUGUAGUAUAUUCCCUUGGAAAAGGCCUGGCCUAAAACCCUGUGGCCCCAGGAGACUUUGGGUCAGUAAGGAAGAUGGCUACUUGUGCUGGGGGUAGCCAUUUCCAGGUGGCCAGGGCUCCUUCAUCCUGGAGUUAUGGCUUCAGUACAACUAAAUGAUGCUUAUCUCAUACAUGGCUUUCAUUUCCUAAGUACAAUAAAGUCACUGUAACACUA
Molecule: messenger RNA, 2717 nt
Organism: Camelus dromedarius (Arabian camel)
Lineage: Eukaryota; Metazoa; Chordata; Mammalia; Artiodactyla; Camelidae
Gene: OGFOD1
Product: 2-oxoglutarate and iron dependent oxygenase domain containing 1
Exons: 13
Coding region: 78-1715 (545 amino acids)
Biological process (GO): regulation of translational termination; peptidyl-proline hydroxylation
Cellular component (GO): cytoplasm
Molecular function (GO): iron ion binding; L-ascorbic acid binding; peptidyl-proline dioxygenase activity
Source: RefSeq, a predicted model, not a curated record